AUGGCUGGCAUUUCUGGUCCCGUCUAUGGCCUCGAGGUCCCUCCCGGCGAGAUCCUGAUUCCCGCCUCCAUGGACUUCCCUGCCUCUUUCCGCAUCACAAUGGCUGCUGUGGACCCUACCGAGGAGCCCGAGGCGGAUGAGGAUGGCAACAUUCCCAAAAUCUCCCGCUCUACCCUCCGUCUCGUGAAGCGUGCCUUCCCCGGCCUGGACGACGAGGACGACGAGAUGGAUGAUGAGUACAUGAAGGCCCUCCUCGCCGCCUCUGAUGACGACGACGAGGAUGAGGAUGAGGAGGAGGAGGGCAACGGCGGCCCCAGCGACCCUGCCAAGUCCAAGAAAUCCAACCAGGCUGCCGCCAUUCGCAAGCUCCUUGCUGCCACCCAGGCCGAUGAUGACGACGAGGACAUGGAAGAUGCCCCCGCCAAGUCCAAGGGCAAGGGCAAGGGCAAGGGCAAGGCUGCCGAGGAGGACGAAGAGGAGGACGAGGACGAGGAUGAGGAGUCUGACGAGGAUGAUGAGGACGACGACGAGGGCGGCGAUCUCGAGAACUUUGUUAUUUGCACUCUCGACACUGAGAAGAACUACCAGCAGCCCCUCGACAUCACCGUCAACCAGGGCGAGAAGGUCUUCUUCGUUGUCACCGGUACCCACGCUAUCUACCUCACCGGUAACUACAUCAUGGAUGACGACGACUACGACGAGGAUGAUGAUGAUGAGGACGAGUACGAUCUCUCCCCCGAUGAGCUCGAGUACGCUCUGGGUGAAGACGACGAGGAUGACGCGAGUGAUGACCUGGAUGAUGUCGCAGACCCCCGUGUCACCGAAGUCGCCUCUGAGGACGAGGCUCCCCAGCUGGUCGACACCGCCAAGAAGGGCAAGAACAAGCGUGCUGCCGAGGCCGAGAACCUCGACGAACUGAUUGCCAAGGACGGCGCGAAGCUCUCCAAGAAGCAGCAGAAGAAGCUUAAGAACAACCAGGGCGAGGCUGUCCCUGCUGACGACAAGAAGGACGCCAAGAAGGUUCAGUUCGCCAAGAACCUCGAGCAAGGCCCCAGCGGCUCCGCCAAGACCGCCGUUGGCGUCAAGGACGUUCAGGGUGUCACGGUUGACGACCGCAAGAUCGGUACCGGCCGCGUUGUGAAGAACGGCGACAGCGUCGGUGUCCGCUACAUCGGCAAGCUCCAGAACGGCAAGCAGUUUGAUGCCAACAAGAAGGGCAAGCCCUUCACUUUCAAGGUUGGCAAGGGCCAGGUCAUCAAGGGCUGGGACGUUGGUGUUGUCGGCAUGUCCAUUGGUGGCGAGCGUCGCUUGACUAUCCCCGCCAGCAUGGCUUACGGCCGCCAGGCUCUGCCCGGCAUCCCUGCCAACAGCACACUGACCUUUGACGUCAAGCUGCUCGAGAUCAAAUAA
Messenger RNA from Cordyceps militaris CM01, 1410 nucleotides. RefSeq names its product FKBP-type peptidyl-prolyl isomerase, putative. The record is from RefSeq and is a predicted model, not a curated record. Lineage: Eukaryota; Fungi; Ascomycota; Sordariomycetes; Hypocreales; Cordycipitaceae. Bases 1 to 1410 code for a protein of 469 amino acids. The transcript has 3 exons. Gene Ontology annotation, molecular function: peptidyl-prolyl cis-trans isomerase activity; macrolide binding. Gene Ontology annotation, cellular component: chromatin; nucleolus.